Messenger RNA from Pelagomonas calceolata, 3305 nucleotides. The record is from the annotation of a GenBank genome assembly. NCBI's taxonomy places the organism in Eukaryota, Pelagophyceae, Pelagomonadales, Pelagomonadaceae.
CACUGGUGCUCCUGACCGGCGAGUCUGGCAUUGCAGCUGGCGCAGCAACGCGGCGCGAGAGUGUCUGCGGCGUUUGGAUCUUGCACCCCGCGCACGAGAACGAUGAGGCGGCGCUGCCCCUGCACAGCUGGCUGGGCUGCCUCCCUCGCGGUCCUGGCGGCGAUGGCGGCGACGCGCCGCGCCGGCGCGGACGUCGGCUGGUGGUCGUCGCCGCAGAGUGCUGCUGCUGCGGUCACGGGCGUCGGCGCCUUUUUGUCCGGCUCGGCGCUGCCGACGCGCGGCAGCUCCGCGGGGCGCGCGCGGGUCCUCGGCGUGCUGCUGGCCUUUCCGCAGCUCGCGGCGGCGGCCCGGCCCUUCGGAACUGCAAACGCGUCCAUGACGCGGCGCAAGCUCGGGUACGUCAUGACCGACAGCAACAUUAGAACAGCCGUCGCUGCGUGGCUCUCGGACAGCGCAUCCGCAGAGACGACAUACGGCCACAUCUCGACGUGGGCGACUGGCGGGGUGACGGACAUGUCGGAGUUGUUUUGCAGCGAUGGUGCUGAGUGCUCGUACUACAACACGGCCGCGGCGUCCUUUAACGACGACAUCGGCGCGUGGGAUACAUCCGGCGUCACAACCAUGCAAAACAUGUUUCAAGGCGCCUCGGCGUUCAACCGGCCGAUCGGCGGUUGGGCAGUCGACAGCAUAACGAGCAUGAGGUGCAUGUUCGCCCGCGCCUCAGCCUUCGACCAGGACCUCAGUGAUUGGGCGGUCGACAACGUCAUGAGCACGAGGUCCAUGUUCUACGAAGCCUCGGCCUUUAACCAAGACGUCGGUAAUUGGGCGGUCCACAGCGUGACAAGCAUGCACGGGAUGUUCUUUUCCGCCUCGGCCUUCGACCAGGACCUCGGUGAUUGGGACACCUCAGGCGUCACGAGCAUGCGCAUUAUGUUCGCCCGCGCCUCGGUCUUUAACCAGGACAUCGGUUUUUGGGCGGUUGACGGCGUCACUGAUAUGUACGGGGUGUUCUACCAAGCCGACGCCUUCGACCAGGACAUCAGUGGAUGGGCGGUCCACAGCGUCACGAGCAUGGAGCUCAUGUUCGCCGAGGCCUUCGCCUUUAACCAGGACCUCGGCUGGUGCGUGGACGACGGCGUGAACCUGAACAACGCGUUCGUUGACUCUCCGUGCGCGUCGACGUCGUGCGGCGUCACGCAAGUGGCGGGCGGCUGCGCGCCGACUGCACGCCCGACGCCAAGUCCUACGCCCGGCCCGACGCCUCGCCCUACUUUCCGCCCGACUCCGGUUCCGACACCUAUGCCUACUUUCCGGCCGACGCCUGCGCCCAGCACGCGCCCAUCACCCCAACCGACACCUCUACCUACUUUGUGGCCGACGCCCGCGCCCAGUACGCGCCCACCGACGCCGGGCGCGCUAACCGCGGCCGCCGACGGCCUCCUCGAGGGCUCGCUGACGUGCGCGGGCAUCUCGCUGGCGGACGCGGAGGCGCUCGCGGACGUCUUCGUGGCGGCAAUCGCCAGCGUCUACGGCGUCCACCCCGACCGGGUCACCGUGACGUUUUCAUCUGGCCGAAGACGUCUCCAGAGUGAUGACGUAUGCCGUAACGGUACGGGGCAAAGACGUCUUCAGAGUGGUGACGUCGUAUACGUCCCCUACUGGAUUCGCUACGAAUCGGUGGAGCACGCAGCGAACGCCGUGUCAUUUAUUCCAGUGGGGGCCGGCGAGAUUGAAAGGGCCAUGCAUAAGGAAGCCGCAGAAACGGGUAAUCAGGUCGUUUUUGCCGGAAUGACCGUCGAAGCCGUGUGCAUGGAAGUUGCAAGGACGCCGGAGCCGACCUCAGCUCCAACAACAAGUCCCGGGGGCUCAGGCGGCGGCGGCGGCGGCGGUGAGGACAGCAAUGUUACCAUCAUUAUCAUCGUCGUCGUCGUCAUCGUGUUCGCCUUCGCGGGCGUCAGCGCGUGCAUCGGCUUCGUGCGGGCGUCCCCGCGGAAGGACAAGGGCACGAAGGUCGCGCCCGCGGAGGCCGGUGCCGCCGCGGCGCUCACAGCGACGGAGAUGGCGAACGAGGCAGCGUUGGAGCAGCACCAAGACGUCGCCCAGGUCGUGGCGUCGGGCAUGUCUCUGGUGAACACAUUGCUCACGGCGGGCUCUCUCGUGCCGUUUGUGGGAGACAUCGCCGAGGUCGCGAACGAGUUCUUCGGCUCCGCCAGCGAAUUUGCGGACAAGGCGGACGACGUCGUCACCGCGGCGCGGCGCGUCGUGGAGGUGCUCGAGCUGGUGACGCUGAUGAAUAAGAACGCGGAGUCGCUGGUAGAAGGCAAGGAGAUCGUGGAGGCGCGGAUGCGGCAACUGCUGGAGCUACUGCGUCAAUUCCACGCCGCCGUGCGGGCCUUCGGCGAGCGGGGAUGGUUCAAGCGCAUGUGGACGAUUAGGUCGCACGUCGAUUCGUUGUCUGAGCUGGACCGCGACAUCAAGCUUCAGCUCGAGAUGUUUCGCGACGCGUCGCGCCUAGCGACUGACAAUGUUUACCUCGAGCGAACUUACCGGAUCGAGCAAGCCAUUGAGCGGCUUGUGGCCGAGAGAGUGCAGACCUGUGUGGAUAUCAACCAGUGUGUCAUUUCUCGGCGACGACGUGGCCGCGCUGGCUCCGUCGAGCGGUGAGGAAUCGACACCACCACGCUAUCGAGCAGGCGUCGCGUCGAUGGCGUGGAGGUCGACGCGGCGAUUCAGGACGAAUGCGCCGUAAAUUUGAUUUCCACACAGGUGCAGACGACCGGCGAGUCCAAAGCGACGGCCGUCGAGGCGCUGUCCAAGGAUGCGGCGGCGGUCGAGACCGUCGGUGCGCAUAUCCCAGACAAGGAGUUCGCCGCGGAACUACGAGAGUUCCACAUAGAGCUCCGCGCCGACGUGAAGGAGCUGCUACGCCGCGAAUCGUCGCUGAAGAUACGGCUCAGUCGCAGCCAACAAUCCAUGAGACAGCGCUUGGACCACAUCACCGAGCUACUCGAAGAGACGACGCUGCGCUCGCCGAGCGCGACGUUGACGCCCGUGCGCGAGGCCGUGGCCUACGUCGACGCGGCGGCGCCGCCGCCUGGCUCGACGCUCUCGGUGGACCGCAUCCACGUGGCCGAGGCGCCGGUGCCCGCGCCGCUCGUCGAGGCGCCGGCGCCGGCGCUCUACGCCGCCGUGCCGGCGCCGGCGCCGGCGCCGGCCGUGAAGGACGAGAUUUAUCUUACGCAGAGCUCCAGUACGUUUGAGGGGCCAAUCCAGUUAGUUGGAUAACAAUUUUCAUCUUUACACAU